AUGCCAGUACCCGCGGACGGCGCAGUAUUCGCCCUCAAAAAUACCGCAACAGGUCUCUAUCUCAACACCACGGCCAUUUAUGCUGGUGCCGAAGUUGUAUUGACAGCUUCUUCUAAUGGUUCAGUACCGAGCUGGAUCCUUCAAGACUAUCAGAGCGGGCGCUAUCUGCUCAAUGCUAUAGACACCACUAUGUGUUUGAAUGUGGCCUACGAAAGUAAAGCCGAGGGUGCGAGUUUACAGCAAUGGUCUUGCAACGGAGGAGCAAGUGAGAUGUGGACUCUGGUGCCAACCUCGAAUGGAGCCCUGACGCUGGUCAAUCAGAACAGUGGUUUGGUGGCAGGAGCUGCAGGCUCGACCAGCGGUUCAGCCGUGAUUCAAAUGGCAAGUGCGAACGACCCUUUGGCUCAGUGGCAAGUCGUACUGCCAAAUAGUUUGGCAAACUCUUCAACCACGGCAACCACGAUCGCACCAGCGGAGAUUGCUAAUAUUAGCAGCAGCAGCAAAGCUCAUGCGGCGACCUUUGGCGACGAAAUGAUUUACAACAUCUACGCGCCUAUAUUCUCAUCAACUGGUAAUCUGCUGGCAAUAUCCCAUGAUCUAUCACGUAUUGCCGGCUUAGGAUUCUCAACAAUCCUGCUCAUGCCCAUUCAUCCGAUCGGCGUCCCGUUCGAAAAUCAUCCAGCAUGUGGCAGCCCUUAUGCAGUUGCUGAUUACUACGCCAUAGACCCAGCUUUGGGGCAGCCGUCUGACUUUGCUACCUUAGUGAACCAAGCGCAUGCUCUGGGACUGAGUAUUAUCAUGGACGUUGUCUUGAACCAUACCGCGUGGAACCAUCCGUUAGUUGUACAGCACCCGGAGUAUUACGUACAUACGGACGGCAUCAAGAACAAUUCAAGCUCCACCUCGCAAGCCUUCAACUUUGAUGACGUCGCACAGCUGGACUUUAAGUCAAGCCCUGCGGUGCAAAAGUAUAUGUUGACGAUGCUGGUAUGGUGGAUGAGGAACUACAACGUCGAUGGUUUUCGCUUCGACACAGCUGACAAUCCCUAUGGAAAGGAUCGAAUGAUCCCAGCCGCAACCUGGGCAUUCAUUGGCAGCAACUUGAAAGCUGUUAAUCCGAAGGCGAUACUCCUUGGUGAAUGUUGCAAUCCUGAACUUUCCCUAAGCCCCUUCAACAUGGAUUACGCCAACUACUCCCUCCAGCCUGCCGUGGCCUCUGCCACAAAGACGCAGGACGCGAGUAAUUUGCCCAAGGUGUUCAGCCAGCUGCAGUCAGCACACCCGAUAGGCAUGCUGCACACGUCUAUCAUGCAAAAUUGGGACAUGGAUCUAGACCUCAAAAUGUAUGGUGGACCUGACGGAACCCUUUGUGCAGCGGUUUUCAAUUUCACUAUUGAAGGUGUGCCAAUGCUCUUUGCUGGCGAAGAAGUGGGCAAUGAUCGUGGUGGGUACAAUACGCAUACACCUGUUAAUUGGGGUUCAUCCCUGGCAAAUCGAUUUUCUGCUUUCUACAAGAGCUUGGGCACGCUCAGACGCAGCCAUGAAGCUCUACGAAGAGGCAAUAUGACUUGGCUGAUAGCUGGCGGUGGAGCUGGAUUGGUUACGUUCACGAGAAGGCGGGAAAGUGAAGAGUUCCUGAUUGCAGUCAACUUCUCCGCGUCGCCUGUGGGAGGUAGCGCAAGCACGAAGAAGUCUUUAUUUAAGAAGGAUAAACUAUCCACUGGAGGAUGGACUGAGGUUACGCCGCCUGGCGCAGCUCAUGCUAUACCACAUCCAGCUCCUCCCGCUAUCAAGCUGGGACCGUGGGACUUUGCUAUAUUCUGCAGAGCAAUCUGA
This is a messenger RNA of Letharia lupina, 1836 nucleotides long. RefSeq lists its product as uncharacterized. Lineage: Eukaryota; Fungi; Ascomycota; Lecanoromycetes; Lecanorales; Parmeliaceae. Bases 1 to 1836 code for a protein of 611 amino acids. Gene Ontology annotation, biological process: carbohydrate metabolic process. The record is from RefSeq and is a predicted model, not a curated record. The transcript has a single exon.